AGGAAUUAUGAGGUUUGAUUAUAUAAAUAUUAAGAAUCUUAAAUAUAUUUGUUUCAUUAUUUCUUUAAAACAAAAAAAAUCUUACAAAAGCCCAAAAAGAAGAUCUAAUCACCCAAUCCCUUUUCUUCACUUCUGUUUCAUUGGAAUGGAUCUUUGAUGAAUACAGAUUCUUUGUCCAAUGGAGUCUUUUUUAAGAUAGUUUCUUUUGCUUUUUCUAUUUAAAGAUAGUUCCCUUUUGGUUAUUGGUGGAUUAAUGGGGGCGGAUAUUAUCUCAGAUUCAAGCUCACAAAUUGAGAAUGUAAAUAAUAACAUAGAAACCCAGGUUAAUUUAAAUGUUUAUGAUCUCACCCCUGUCAAUAAUUACACCUAUUGGUUCGGUUUUGGAAUUUUCCAUUCUGGCAUUGAAGUCCACGGUAAGGAGUACGGAUAUGGGGCCCAUGACUUCCCGGUCAGUGGAGUUUUUGAAGUAGAGCCAAGGAACUGUCCGGGUUUUAUUUAUAGAUGUUCCAUCCCUUUGGGUCGCAUAAAUAUGCCUGCCUAUGAUUUCCGGACAUUUAUAGAAAGUGUGGCUUCAGAGUAUCAUGGAGACACCUAUCACCUCAUAUCUAAGAACUGCAACCAUUUUACAGAUGACAUUUCAGACAGACUGGUUGGUAAGCGAAUACCUGGGUGGGUAAAUCGGCUUGCUCGGCUAGGUGCUUUAUGUAGCUGCCUGCUUCCGGAAAGCCUUCAAGUAACGACUGUUAAACAAUUGCCUGAAUACCACGAGUGCACUGAAGAAGAUGAAAGUGAAUCUUUGAUAGCAUCCACUCCCCGGGAAUCGACAGAGAUUGACGAUGCAGAUCAAGAGAAGCAUCUGCUCUCCCCAGGUAGCGUAAGUGGGGAUGUGGCGUUUAUAAAAGAGGCUCAGAAGUGAGCAUAAGCUGCCUCGUCGAGGAAGAAAUGAAAAUAGAUGUCGGAACAACAUUGUGAUAGCCUCUCUUGAAAAUUGGGGUUUGGUUCUUGGAAGGGAUGCUGAAAGUUGGGCAGCAAUAAUAUUUGAUGCUGUGAUUGUUAAUCCCAUUGUUGUAACUUGUUUACAUUAUUCUUUUGGUGAUUUGUAUCUCUAGUUUUCUUGUUCCUGCUUGUUGGUUUCAUUUGUUUAAAUUAGUUUGGUACAUUCAAGCUUGUGCAAAUAUCCUGUAAAAUCCUAUUUAAAAUGGGAAUGAAAUGAAAUCUUGUGGUAUUCUAA
Mercurialis annua (annual mercury) is the source of this 1231-nucleotide messenger RNA. RefSeq names its product deSI-like protein At4g17486. The transcript has 4 exons. Gene Ontology annotation, molecular function: deubiquitinase activity. The record is from RefSeq and is a predicted model, not a curated record. The coding region runs from base 254 to 916 and encodes 220 amino acids. Lineage: Eukaryota; Viridiplantae; Streptophyta; Magnoliopsida; Malpighiales; Euphorbiaceae. Gene Ontology annotation, biological process: protein deubiquitination.